This is a messenger RNA of Betta splendens (Siamese fighting fish), 2498 nucleotides long. It is a transcript of the gene lima1a, whose product is annotated as LIM domain and actin binding 1a. Lineage: Eukaryota; Metazoa; Chordata; Actinopteri; Anabantiformes; Osphronemidae. Gene Ontology annotation, molecular function: actin filament binding. Bases 184 to 2070 code for a protein of 628 amino acids. The record is from RefSeq and is a predicted model, not a curated record. Gene Ontology annotation, cellular component: actin cytoskeleton; plasma membrane. Gene Ontology annotation, biological process: actin filament bundle assembly. The transcript is spliced from 11 exons.
UGUGUUAUUGGCUGUGAAGAGUUAAAUUAGUGCGUACAGCCCCGCCUACUUCCCUGUCUGCCCAGAAGUACCGCUGCAACAGCUGAGGAAUAAAAAGACAAGGAAACAGUUCUAUAUAAGUAGUGGAAAUCUGAGAGAAGGAGCCGAGACAGUCACAGAUUCCAGGAACGCUGACGGACAAACAUGGCCUCUCUCACGUCCUUCAACCGCCGGCAGUGGGCGUCUCAGUCGCUGCGGGUCACUGCUAAGGAGCUGUCCAUCGUCUCUGCCCGCGGCAAAGCCACCGCUAUCGCAGAGCGCUUCUCCAAGUACCAGAUGGCAGCAGAGGAGGGUCAAGCAGAGAAGAUAAAAAUGGUUGCAGAGCCGCUACCAUCGACAUUGCUCAGUGGAAAUCUGAGUGUUUUAAAGAAACACUGGGAGCAGCAGCAGCAGGAGUCUCCGUCCAGCCACAGGGCCCAAGCUCAGAUUACACCCUGCAGACCUGUCAAGACCCAGACACAGCCCAGUCCAUCAACAGGCCCCAGAACUCCAUCAGAGUCCCAGCCUGAGCCACGUCCUCGGUUAGCGGACUCCAAGAUCAGUGAAUCGACCCCCAACAAUCAGCUGGCGGAUCUGGCAGACAUGGAUCCGGGCAGAGCAGCGGAGGUUCUGGAUUGUGAGAAGCCAAGUGUUUCUCUAAACAGCCUCAAAAGGAUGUUCGAGAAGGAUAACCAGCUGGAGAAGGAGUCCAGAGAGCAGACUAGUAAAGGAGCAGGUGGUAACGCAGCCAACAUGGAUCAGCUGCUAGGAGAUGAAGGUCUUGCUGAGUCUGCUCCUCUGCGGGACAGAAUGGCCCUUUACGAAGCCGCCGUCUCCAAACAGGAAGUCCUUCCAUCAUCGAAUGAUCACUUGGACGGUUUCAUGCUGAAGCAGAAAGAGAACGUCAUCCCGUUAAUGCUGGACCCAAGUUUUGAAUCAGAGCUAAACAGCAGGAAAAAAGAGAGCAACGGCUCUGCUACUGGCACCAUGUCGCCCUCUGGUCAGAAAGACGCUGCUGAGCCCAGGACUCCCAAAAACUUGCGUCUACCUGUGAGGGAAACAUGUGUGACGUGUCUGAAAACGGUUUAUCCUCUGGAGAGGCUGGUGGCCAAUCGGCAGGUUUACCACAUGUCCUGCUUCCGCUGCUCGCACUGCAACACCAAGCUCAGUUUGGCAAACUACGCCUCCCUGCACAACCUCAUCUACUGCAAGCCACACUUCUCCCAGCUCUUUAAGGCCAAGGGCAACUAUGACGAGGGAUUUGGUCACCGGCCUCACAAGGAGCUGUGGGAAGUUAAAGGAGAGGAUGGUAAGACCUCACCAGAGGUCACUCAGGCCAAACCACAUGUCCUGAGCUCUGCAUCAGCUUCUGUUUCAGAGCUGGAGAGUCCCUGCGUGGAGGACUCCCCUCUGGCUAAAGUCAACGUGCUGAAAGCCACGAUGGAGGCUCUGGAACAAGAGUCGCCAGAGAAAACCAGCAGACCCACAGAGACCCACAGGCUGAAAAUCUCAUGGCCGCCGCUGACAGAGCUGGAGGACAGCCACAGUAAAGUCAAUUUGAGCACAGAGGGGUUUUCUGCCAGUAAGCCCAUCAGAGCAAAGUGGCCGCCAGCAGAGAACUCCCCCUCUACUGACACAGAGCGGAGCGUGGCCGGUCAAUCUGCUCCCCAGGCCAGAAAACUAAGUUCACCACCUCUUGUUGGUGACGGAAAGCUCAUGAGAACUAACCUGCAGCACCAGACAACCACAGAGGACAGCUGUGUAGACAUGCAGAGUGAAGACUGCACAGAUCACUAUCUCUCUGAGGGGGAAAGCAGCCCAGCUGGACGGACUGAGUGGGAGGAGGAUGGUGGCACGUUGGAAAGAGAGACGGAGACGCCAGCGGAGUCUCCAGACGUUCUGUCUCCUGAUUUCGGGGUGGAGGCCAACCUGUCGCCUCAGCACGGUGGGUCCUGUGAGAGUGAGACGGACAACACAGAGGUAGAACAAGACGUCCUGACCGUGGAGGAAAUGAUCAAACGAAACCGACACUACGAGGAGGAGAACGUUUGAGUCUCUGCCCUUAGCCAAGGGCCAUGCGGGCUCUUGGUGCCAUGCCUCUUUUGUCACAUUCCUUCUCUUGUUAAGCGACUUGCUCUCAUCUGACUGAACUUAUUUCUUCAAGAUGCCUAUUUUAACAAGCACUGGAGAGGGUUUUACUGCCACUUUUUUUUUUUUAUCUAAAAGGUUAACUGAUCUCAUGGCUAAGAGCAGGUGUUCUAUCAGGUUUUAUUGGUGUGAAAAUAGCCUUUUUUGUUUUUAAGUUUUGUUAGUUUUUAUUUGUUUCUAUGGAUAAUUCACCCAUUGCUUCCUUCUGUCUACAACAUAAAUACAGACGUUUUGGUUAGAAGCCUCAAACUGGGUCUUAAUAUUAUAUUUUUAAAUGUAAUUGUGAUCAAUUACCCUGAACUGCUACCAUUUAAAUAAAACAUUACAUUAGA